Messenger RNA from Nerophis lumbriciformis (worm pipefish), 1630 nucleotides. It is a transcript of the gene rpp40, whose product is annotated as ribonuclease P/MRP 40 subunit. Gene Ontology annotation, cellular component: ribonuclease MRP complex; multimeric ribonuclease P complex. The record is from RefSeq and is a predicted model, not a curated record. Lineage: Eukaryota; Metazoa; Chordata; Actinopteri; Syngnathiformes; Syngnathidae. Gene Ontology annotation, biological process: tRNA 5'-leader removal; endonucleolytic cleavage in ITS1 to separate SSU-rRNA from 5.8S rRNA and LSU-rRNA from tricistronic rRNA transcript (SSU-rRNA, 5.8S rRNA, LSU-rRNA). Gene Ontology annotation, molecular function: ribonuclease P activity; ribonuclease MRP activity.
AGAAACACGCUCAGUGUGACCGGAAGUAGUGUGCAGCUUCAGUUCCGGUUGUAAUUGUGGUGUUUUUCUCAGGUUUGUCAGAAGGUGGCGGUUCCGAUGGGCACAAAUCUGGAGCGCAGCCCGCGGACACUACUGGUCUGUGAAAGGUCCAGUUUAUUGGAUGAAAAGAACCGGCUUAGCGCCCAGGUGGAGCAGCAGCACUUUAAUCACAAGGUGACUGUGCUGCUGCCCGAGUGUGACUCCGCCCCCUCUCAGCUGGAUGUGGCAUUGAAGAGUUUCCAAAGUUUCUAUUUGAUCCGGAAACUGCCGCUCUAUGAACUGCUGAACAAAGACUUUCUGCAGGCUGCUGUGUGCCAAGGAGGGGUGUAUGGCCUGUCAUAUAAGACUCGCAUUGAGGAAGACAACUGUGUCUUCCUAUUGCCAAAUGGACGCCUGUGUCUUUCUUUGGACAAGGACUCCUACGAACUGUUGGGGGUUGAAGGGAAAGCGUGGAAGUCAAAGUUGCCAAGAUACGUCAUUACUGUUGAUAUGACUCUUGGUGAGCGGGGUUACCAGCGUCUACUCACAGGUCUGACGUCACGACUUCCAUUAAAGAUGGACUUCCUGUUGUCGUGUCAUUUAGGGGGUGGAGCCGUACUGCAGCCACUCCUUUCACGAUAUGAUUGGUCCGAGCACACACCGAAGGUCAGAAGUCAAACGCUGACACAACUGCCCUGUCCUGCUCUGCUGACCUCUGACCUGCAGUCAUACGACCCAUUCAGCUUGCUGGAGUGGCUCGGCGCUGUGGCCGCCGACGUGAGCUGUGACAACAAGUCUGGCAGCUUCCUGUCCUCGUUGGCGUAUCCAGAACCGACAAACACAACCGCUCAGAGCCUUAGCCUUUCUGUGUGCGGCCUGCUACUUCCUCGUGACAUCCUGGCGCUCAUUCAAGAGCUUAGGCGUUACCUGGAGCGGCCCCGCUCGAUGUCCUGGGUGGCCAUGACGGUUCAUGGCUUCAUUGAUAAUCUGCACGCGCAUGGUGGACCUUUCUACACUCUGGUCCUCUUCCAAGACCAAAUCUACUGCCUGCACAUGGCCACGCCUACCACAUGACCACACCUACUGCCUGCACAUGGCCACGCCUACCACAUGACCACACCUACUGCCUGCACAUGGCCACACCUAAACUGUGACUACACCUACUGCCUGCACAUGGCCAUGCCUAAACUGUGACCAAAUGUUCCAAUGGAACAUCCAUCCAUCCAUCCAUCCAUUUUCUACCGCUUGUCCCUAUAUGGGUCGCGGGGGUUGCUGGAGCCCAUCCCAGCUGCAUUUGGGCGGAAGGCGAGGUACACCCUGGACAAGUCGCCACCUUAUGUUCUUCAAAACUGAAUUGUUUAUGGAAAGGGACUUGUGGCAGUUAUUGAAAGUAGUGAGCAUUUACAAAUGUACAGGUGAUGUGGUAGUGACAGACAAGUUGAUACGGGCAACGCUAAACAGCACGUUGGUCCUCUCCAUAGGAAAUAUGAGUACAGCAAAAACUUAAAAGUACUGCAGGAGGAAGUUGUUUUUUUUUUCACCAAAGCACAUCCAUCUUAAAAUAGCACAACAAUAAUACAGAAGAGUAACAUGUUCACAUUAAUGAAUGUUU